This is a messenger RNA of Penicillium canariense, 648 nucleotides long. RefSeq names its product ETC complex I subunit. NCBI's taxonomy places the organism in Eukaryota, Fungi, Ascomycota, Eurotiomycetes, Eurotiales, Aspergillaceae. The transcript has 3 exons. Bases 1 to 648 code for a protein of 215 amino acids. The record is from RefSeq and is a predicted model, not a curated record. Gene Ontology annotation, biological process: electron transport chain.
AUGUCGCUCUUCCGAAUUGGAGGCGGUGCUGGCCUCCGCGCGGCCCGGCUCGCAGCCCCUGUCAAUGCCCGCUUCGUCUCCAACGUCUCCAAGGAGGUGAAGACCACCCCGACUGAGGCUCCCACCACGCCCAACAAAGGCAGCUCCAUGAUCAACAAGCAGAGCCCUUCGGAGGCAAUGACCCGUCAUCAGCCUGACUAUGAGGCUACCAUUGACCACGGCACCUCCCAAUUCUCCCCAGUUCCCAAGCGCGUGAUGGAUGGAAGCGAGCCUGGUCCUACUCUGCCUGCUGCAGUUCUCUCCGGCGCCCCUACCGAUCUCCAGGCCCGCACUGUCAGAAUCUACCGCCCAACAAAGCCUGCUACCCAGUCUGGCACCUGGCACGGGCACCACUGGCGGAUGGACUGGGACAUUCUGCAGAAGGGUCACCGUUGGGAAAACCCGCUGAUGGGUUGGCAAUCUUCUGCGGAUAGUAUGCAAGGAACCAACCUCAAGUUCAAGUCGAAGGAGGAUGCCAUUGCCUUUGCCCAGAAGCAGGGCUACGAAUACUUUGUGCAGGAGCCGAAUGAGCGCCGCUUUGUGCCCAAGGCUUACGCCAACAACUUCCUUCACGAGACGAAGAAGAUCAAGCACAUCAAGACCAAAUGA